This is a messenger RNA of Loa loa (African eye worm), 321 nucleotides long. RefSeq lists its product as hypothetical. The record is from RefSeq and is a predicted model, not a curated record. NCBI's taxonomy places the organism in Eukaryota, Metazoa, Nematoda, Chromadorea, Rhabditida, Onchocercidae. The transcript has 2 exons. The coding region runs from base 1 to 321 and encodes 106 amino acids.
AUGCGUUCAAAAGCCCUUCUCUUGAUGGGAUAUCUUUUCGUAGCGCGUCUAAAAUGCGCCGGUUUGAUGACGACCUGUUUCACGGAGAUGCGUUGGCAUCCAAAUUUGUUAUUGCAAGAGAGUUCAUGCAUGGGUGAGAGGUGUUGUUGGUUGGAGAUGUCCCGAAUACAGAUGUUAGUUGAAUACCUGAGGUACUUUGGAAGUGUGCAGUUAACGCUGCCACUGGUCACAUACAAGUUAACGAAUUCAAUAAAAUUGAAACAAAAGCGCGAAGAGGAAAAGAGGCGUAAACGAGGAGAGAAAUCUAAAAAGAAGAGUUGA